AUGGAUAAUAAAAGCGAAUUCAUCGGUAAAGUAGUAGUGAUUACCGGCGGUAGCACUGGUAGUAUCGGUGCCGGUAUUGCAACCGAGUUUGCCAAACGUGGAGCACAAGUAGUUAUCAGUGGACCGGUAGCCGAUCGGAUCAAAUCGGUGGCCAAUCGAUGUACUGAUGUAUCGCCCAAUGGAUUGUUGGCCGCGGAAAUUGUGGCCGACAUUAGCCGUGAAGAUGAUUGCAAAUCACUUAUCGAUACUACUGUCGAUUUGUUCAAUAAAAUUGAUAUUUUAGUCAAUAUUUUUUGCGAACCACUGGCCAGUCAUGUAAUGGAUACGGAUUUUAUGGAUCAACUAAACAAUAUGUUGGACAUACAGCUCAAGGCACCCAUUUGGCUGACACAGCUAUCGGCAAAUUAUUUGGACAAAUCUAAAGGAAAUAUAGUAUUUGUUAAUACAUUAUCAUCGCUACACUGUGACCAGGAUCAUGUAGCCCAUAGUACAGUUCAAUAUGCAUUGAAUGUCUAUAGCAAAUGUGCGGCCCGUUCAUUGAUGGCACAGGGAGUUCGUAUCAAUACUGUUGUUACUAACCUAUCAAACGAUAGCACUGGUAGUAGUAGUAGUAGUAGUGGUGAUACUGAUGUGGUGGGCACACCCGAGGACGUGGCUCUGGCCGUACUAUAUUUGUCGUCACCGGCGGCCAAAUUUAUUAACGGCACAACACAUGUUGUGGACGGCGGUCACAAUAUUAUCGACUAUUAUCUUGAAAAUUAA
Molecule: messenger RNA, 762 nt
Organism: Oppia nitens
Lineage: Eukaryota; Metazoa; Arthropoda; Arachnida; Sarcoptiformes; Oppiidae
Exons: 3
Coding region: 1-762 (253 amino acids)
Source: RefSeq, a predicted model, not a curated record